Leptopilina heterotoma is the source of this 1127-nucleotide messenger RNA. RefSeq names its product regucalcin-like. Gene Ontology annotation, molecular function: calcium ion binding; gluconolactonase activity. The transcript is spliced from 6 exons. NCBI's taxonomy places the organism in Eukaryota, Metazoa, Arthropoda, Insecta, Hymenoptera, Figitidae. Gene Ontology annotation, biological process: L-ascorbic acid biosynthetic process. Bases 65 to 1063 code for a protein of 332 amino acids. The record is from RefSeq and is a predicted model, not a curated record.
CUAAUGAUGAGGUCGAUUCUUUAACCUGUUAUUAUCAUAUUCUUGACUGUAUAUAUAAAGCAAGAUGAAAAUUCUCUUGACUUGUAUUUUUAGUUUAAUCUUUCCGUUAAUAGUAUCAUACAAAAUGUCUGUGAAAAUUAAACGGGUAGUAGAAGGCACCGGAUUAGCAGAAGGACCUCAUUGGGAUGAACGAAGUCAAACACUGUUUUACGUUGAAAUUUACGCAAACAAAAUAUGCAGAUACAAUCCAGAAGAUUCAGUAGUCACCUGGGCAUAUACUGCACAUGGUCCAGUGGGAUCCAUAGUGCCAGUUAAGGAUAAACCAAAUACAUUUGUAGCUGGUUGUAGUAAGGAUAUUGUUCUGGUCACAUGGGAUGGUGAAAAUAAUUGUACAGAUCUUCCAGUUAAACGAUUGACGACUGCAUUAAAACACAGUCAAGGCACACGAUUUAAUGAUGGGAAAGCUGAUCCAAUGGGUAGAUUUUGGACUGGCACGUACACUGAAAGAGGACAAGAAUUAUAUUUACCUAAUCAAGGAGAACUGUACAGUCUAGACUCUAAUAAAGUGUUGACAACCAGAGUUACGUCAGUUUCUAUCAGUAAUGGUCUUGCUUGGAGUUUAAAUAAUAAACUUUUAUAUUACAUUGAUUCUCCGACGCGAAAGGUUGCAGAGUAUGACUACGAUUUACUGACGGGAUCUAUUGCUAACAAAAGAAUAGCUUUCGAUCUAGAAGAAAAUAAUCUUCCUGGAAUUCCUGAUGGAAUGACGGUAGAUUCUAAAGGCAAUUUGUGGGUAGCGCUAUUUGAAGGAGCUCAAGUAAUUCAAAUUGAUCCAAGGACUAAAAAGUUACUUAGAUCUAUUCCAAUGCCAGCAAAGAGAGUAACUAGUGUUGUUUUUGGUGGCCCCUUAUUAGAUACUCUAUAUGUUACUACUGCCGGAUACGGUUUUUCGAUUCAGAACGAGCAAACUCCUGCAGAUGAUUUGCAAGGUGGAUCAAUUUAUGAAGUUAAAGGUACUGGUGCUCGAGGAGUUCCAGCUAAUCAUUAUAAGAUUAACUUAUAAUUCAAUUAACAAAUUUUAAUAAUUAUGAUAACUUGAUGUUAAAUAAUAAACUUUCUUAAAAUAA